ACAAGCUCUCCAUCCUUGAAAAACAACAGGUGUUCUUCUUCUUCCUCCAAGCUCCACAGCAUCCCUAGAAAAGAAACACUCUUCUUCUCCUUCCUUCCUCUCCACGCAGAAUUUUCGGAGGAAAAAGAAACCCCAGUCCAAACGGCCUAUCGCCAAUAAACUGAGAGGAAACGCGGAUACAUAUUGCUUCCACCUGCGUGAGAAGAGAGGAUGAUCCCGUUCAUACAGCAGAGGAGUUCCAGUUCCAAGUUGAUCUAGCCGUGCUGGCCGGCCCUCGAGCGGAAGCCCAUCGAUGGCGAUGAUGGAAGCGCACGGCGGCACGCCGAGGACCGACGCCGGCGGGAGCAGGGUGGAGUCCGAGCAGAGGAAGCUGCGGCGCGUCGAGCUCCCCUCGUGGUCCUGCCCUCCCAACCGGCCUCCGGGCACCUGAGCCUGCUCUGUGUUCUUGCCUUCUGCUUACUCCUCUCUCUCCAUUUGCCUCUUUGAUUCUUGUUCCUGCGACUCGUAGUCUGAGGGAGCAAGCUACGAUCCUUGCGCCCUUCUCCUUCUCGUGUCUGAUCCUGUGCCCUCCUACGGCAUCCACGACACGGCUCUGCUUUUCCUGUGAUCUUGUUGGAAGCUUUGCUCCCAAGGGUCUCGCGCGCCAUUUCUGAGGCGAUUGACCUUGGGAGAAGGUCUUUGACCUGUCUGGACCACCGUGUUCUUGGGAGCCAGGCCGUCGGUCUCGCCGUUGUUUCCUUCCUGUUGGCCUCCGUUGUCUGCGCUCCCAGUUGCAGGUCAACAUAAUCUUGGGAAACGGAGGUGUCUGUGCUUCUCCUCUCUUGUCGUUGUCGUGAAGAUCUGCGACAUUCGGGACAAGAAAGUGUGUUUCGUUCUUGGCCCUGGUGCCUGUAAAAAUCCUUGUUUCGCAGGCGUCGAUCGAGCUUGUCUCCCCCGUGGCAGUUCAAGAAACCAUACAGUGACCCCCGGCCGGCACUUCACCUGCAUGGUUUCUCUGUAGCUGCAGCUUCAUCCAGCACGCUCUCGAUCCUACGUCCUUUGGCCUUGUGGGACGAGAUGAACUCGGGCCCCUUCAGCGGCGCAGUGCGCCUCUACGAGGGGUUUUACGGUGGUUUCGGCGGCGGGCAUGGGCAUGGCUUCGGCCAGCAGCUGGGAGCGUCGACGUCGUCGGUCCUGCUCGACGGCGGGACGGGGGAGCCUGGCGCAGCCGCCGCCCCGGACGUGCUGAAGCGGAAGGGAGGAGGGCGGGAGGAGAAGGCGGCGACGGCCCUCAGGAGCCACAGCGAAGCGGAGCGGCGGCGGAGGGAGAGGAUCAACGCGCACCUCGCCACGCUCCGGAGCAUGGUCCCUUGCACCGACAAGAUGGACAAGGCGGCGCUGCUCGCGGAGGUGAUAAACCACGUGAAGAAGCUCAAGAGCGAGGCGGCGCGGGUGGGCAAGCACUGCCCCGUCCCGUCCGGCGCCGACGAGGUCACCGUCGAGGUCGUCCAGCAGCCGCAAGCGCCACCCCACCACCGCGCCGCCUUCCUCGUCAAGGCGACGCUCAGCUGCGGCGACGGCUGCGCGGACCUCUUCGCCGACGUGAGGCGCGCGCUGCAGCCGCUCGCGCCCAGGGUCGUCGGCUCGGAGGUGACCACGCUGGGCGGCCGCGUCCGACUCACCGUGGUCAUGUCGCGCGAGGGCGCCGUGACCGCGGCCUCGGUCCGCCAGGCGCUCGACUCGGUGCUCGACAGGGUCGCCGGCGCGGCCGCCGCCUUCGAGUUCUCGCCGAGGGACUCGCUCCUGGCCGGCAAACGCCGGAGGGUCUCGACGUUGGACUCCUCCAGCUCCUCUUCCUGACCUGAGACGGCCAGUUCCAAUCCACAGACAUUGAUUCGGAGCGGACGGACACUCCGACCGUAGCACGUUUUGGUGCAUGCACGCACGCACGCAUGCUGGAUGCAAAGAUUGUACGACUUGACUUUUCAUCAGUCGUGACUCGUGCGGAGAUGCAAAAGCAAAGUACCGUGUGGACAUUGAUUGGUAGUAGUCGGUGCUUGGGUUGAUUGCCUUUAAUUUGUAAGAAGAAUUGACAUUUUCCAAGCUAUUCAUACUUUUGAGUGCAA
Triticum aestivum (bread wheat) is the source of this 2105-nucleotide messenger RNA. RefSeq names its product transcription factor bHLH30. The transcript has 2 exons. Gene Ontology annotation, biological process: regulation of DNA-templated transcription. Lineage: Eukaryota; Viridiplantae; Streptophyta; Magnoliopsida; Poales; Poaceae. The record is from RefSeq and is a predicted model, not a curated record. The coding region runs from base 1057 to 1839 and encodes 260 amino acids. Gene Ontology annotation, molecular function: DNA-binding transcription factor activity; protein dimerization activity.